GACUGCGAAAAAGAGUCAGGUAGUAAGGUUCUAUUCGAGCACCGCGCCGCUGCCAGUGCCCAUCAGCGCUGGCACUCCGCUCCCGCUCGCGCUAGGUGGUAGUCACUCUUCCGACUUCACGCCUCAGGUUGUGCUUGAUUCUCGUUCAUCAGUAUUAUCGCAAUCCACUGUGCCCCCAUAUGUCUCUGUACUCCACACCGGACGAGGCCAAGGCGUCCCAUCCGGGCGUCAAGGAUGCAAAGCACUACGAGCGCAUCUACGACCUCUUGCAGCAGAGCAAGCAAGCCCUUCUUGACAGUGCUCUCGAGAAGGACUACAAUGCCAAGAACAGUCUCACUCCGACGAUGCUCUUCGUCAGCAUUCUUGUGCACAAUGGGAUGCAUCCGGACACGGCAGAAGCCGUCGCUGCAAUGAUCUGUAAGACGUUGAAACUCGGCACCGUCGAGAAUAUUCAGCGAUGCAAGGCUGCAAUCAUGGUAUGCGUCCUUCCACAAGGGCGGGAGUCGCGUGACGCGUUCCACAACUUGAUGAUCGCACUAUCCAUUAGUUCCGAGGAUGUUUUGUGGACGGACGAUGAAGUGAGUGUGGAUGCAAAUGGCCAGAACAUACGGCCACCCAGUCCUCAUACCACACGUCUUAGGGGGCUUCGCCUGGUCGCCAACAUACUGAGGUCCGUAUUGGAAGAAGUUCCCGCUGACACCCCUCCGUACAAAGACUACGCGCGGGAGGACGACAGCCCCCUCUCCAUUGCGUGGAUGUUGCAGCGCCUCAUCAUGCAUUUGGUCGCGCUUGCUUCCUGCGCCAGUGGGCGUGACCCAGAGGACAAGCAGGCCCAGCUCCACAAGUUCGUCGAAUACUGUGCUAUGCAUUGCAGUCAAGUGUUCAUCAAGGCGGAGCUGAGAACACUCAACGAAAUCAUUACUUAUCCAGACCAUCGAUCACCUGCGCAGCUCAACGAGGAAGAAUUGGACAACGCCAACAGCGGCUACCGGGCUGCACUGAAUGGCGAAUCGAUCGUGCCGGAGCGACACGGCGUAGCGAGCAAUCGGAACGCUCCAUGGCACCAGCUCCCAGCUACCAAUGGGAUGAGACAGCAGCGAGAACGAUCCUCCGCAAUACAUGCCAGAGCCAUGCCGCUCGGCGGCUACUCCUUGACUGAUGCAGGCAAACUAUGGGACGACGAGACCAGGAGCGCGACGAGAGAUGUCAUGAAAGAAAUGUUCCAGCAAUACAAGCCCAUCGAUGCCGAGGAUAUCCAAGACAUUGAUGAUCUGGGCUGCAUAGUCUGGAAGGACCCCGAGCGCCCAACCCGCAACUACUGGGGCUUCAGCGAUGAGGGCCUGGCUGCUAUGAGGACGAAUCAGAAGGCGGAAAGGGAGAAGAAGACGGCUGUUGCCAUGGAGUACGAGGAUCUUGAUCGGCCACGUGCAACCCGCACUACCGAGAUUGAGCGAGCCCGCGACCUUGCCACUCGUGGCCGUGGCGGCAGUGGCGGUCGUGGCGGUCGUGGCCGUGGUGGAUAUCGCGGCGGACGUGGUUACUAGACUACAGAGUCUUUUGCCCGUAGCGCUCGCUCAUAAUACUCGCCUUUGAAUCAGAAUCAGAAAACUUGUUCCAU
Messenger RNA from Sphaerulina musiva SO2202, 1618 nucleotides. RefSeq lists its product as uncharacterized. The transcript has 3 exons. The record is from RefSeq and is a predicted model, not a curated record. Lineage: Eukaryota; Fungi; Ascomycota; Dothideomycetes; Mycosphaerellales; Mycosphaerellaceae. The coding region runs from base 180 to 1544 and encodes 454 amino acids.